AUGAAGAAGAUCGCGAUCAUUGUCUGGUUAUUUCCAUUAAAACCCCAGGUCUCUACUACUACAACUGGGACCCGUACAACUCCAACAGAGACCCGUACAACUCCAACAGGGACCCGUACAACUCCAACAGGGACCCGUACAACUCCAACAGGGACCCGUACAACUCCAACAGGGACCCGUACAACUCCAACAGGGACCCGUACAACUCCAACAGAGACCCGUACAACUCCAACAGGGACCCGUACAACUCCAACAACUGGGACCCAUACAAUUUUCUCGAGAACCAAGAAUCGUUCAUCCAACCUCUCUUUUAAGGAAUCCCAUGGUAGCGAAGAUGAUGAGAUAUUUGACGUACCCUCAGCAACAGGGUUUUUAGCCUGGGCUAUCACCUGCACCUUAGCCAUCAUCCUUAUAAUUUUGAAAAAAUACCUGGUAAAGACCUUUCAUCCAUGCAAUCAGUGUAAUGUAGAGUCCCAACCACUACCAGACACCCAGCCAACUUCCGCAGACACCCAGGCAACUGCCGCAGACACCCAGACAACUUCCGCAGACACCCAGGCAACUUCCGCAGACACCCAGGCAACUUCCGCAACUUCCGCAGACACCCAGCCAACUUCCGCAGACACCCAGCCAAGUGUCGCAAUCCCAACCAUUAACACACCAUCACAUUCCAUUGCAACCCCAUCAUCAUCAUUUUAUGACACCCCUCUGCAGUCAGCUACACUCCCAACACCGUCCUCGACAACUGUACUUGUAAGUCCACCAGCGAAAAACACAAGAUCAAAGGCAAAGGGCAAAGUUUUAUUUAAGUUGUAAGCUAAAAGGAAAUUAAAGUGAUUUCCCAUGCAAGAUAGAAUUAGAGAAUUAAUGUUUAAGAUAGUUUCAGUGUUCUUUUUUUCAGAGAUACAUGUAGGGGUCGAGUUUUGUUUUUGGUGUGUUAUUCUUUUGAAAAAAAAAAGUAUUGAUCAAGAGAGAGAGAGAGAGAUGUAAAAAAAAAUUAAUAAAUAUUUAAUGACAGAUGAUACAAACAAAAUUUUCAACCUCUUUCAUUUUUUUACACUAAAGAGUUCCAUAAGUAAAUAUAUAAGUUGACACCUGUUUUGUAUUUUAGGAGAAAAAAAAAUAUAAAAUUUCGUAAAUUUGAAGUUAAGGGGAUGAAAUAUCCCUGUGCAAUUUAUUUUUACAUACUAAUGACAUGAUAAAAAACUCUUUUGCAGAUAAAAAUUGUGUUCGUAUCAUCUGUCCUUAAGUUGUAAAUUACUGGUUUUUUUCUAUGUAGGGGAACAUUACAGAACUGACGUUUAAGAUGCUGCAUGUGGUUGUUUUUUGCUUAGAGAUUUUCAGAGAAAUGAGGACGAGUUUAAUUUCUGUGAGUGAGUUAGUUUUUUCUUUGGACAAACAGAGAGAGAAAAAGGGGUGUUUACGUUGUAAAUUAAACAGAUGUCAUUUUGCAUGUAAGACCAAAUUAACAGAAAAUGAUGUUAAGAUAGUUCAAGUGGAGGUUUUUUUUUUUGUUUUGCUAAGAAAAUUUUCAGAGAAAAUGAGGUUGAGUUUUAUGUCAGUAAGUGGGAUAUUUUUAAUUUUAUUUUUUGGCCCAGAGCCUUUUUUUUUAUUCAGUUAUGCCAUAAAAAGUAUUCAGUAUUCAGUACAUGAAAAGUAUUUAUGUACUUGUAUAUCACUAUAUGAUAUUUCUUGUCUUUUUUUGUGUGAUUUUAAAUCAAUGUUCAUUGUGGUAUUUGAUGAUUUAAUCAAUAUUUGUAAUAUGUAAUCGAAGCUGUGAUUAUCGGUUUUUUUUGCCUUUCAUAGAUAAUGUUUGGUAUUGAUUAA
Molecule: messenger RNA, 1827 nt
Organism: Magallana angulata
Lineage: Eukaryota; Metazoa; Mollusca; Bivalvia; Ostreida; Ostreidae
Product: integumentary mucin C.1-like
Exons: 4
Coding region: 1-816 (271 amino acids)
Source: RefSeq, a predicted model, not a curated record